UGGUUUCUCAGCUGGCUUGUGAGGGCUAGCGUUGCUGGCCUGGGAGGCCCUUAAAGCGCCCUCUGAGCGGCCUGCCUCUAGCCGAGGCGUGCAAAAGGAGCUGCUCCUAGUUGACAUCAGCUUUCCAAACUUCUCUUUCCUUGUCUUUCGAAAGCCGGGCCCUUUGGUCCACCGCCGCGGAGUCUGUGGCCGCCGGAAAGCUCAGAUUCGAGAGUCCGGAGAGUAACCGGAAGUGCCCUCCCUAGGCGGCUCUGGCCGCUGCCCGGGAGAGGGAAGAAUUGAGUGUUGUGAUAGUUCUGGACUAGAGACCUUUUGACAUCCAAAGUAAAAGAGUCAGUCUUCAGUUUCUUGUUAUGAUUUGGAGACACCAAAUAAGAAAAUAAUGUGGAUGAUGCUGGAAACUGGUAAAAGUGAAGUUAUGACUGAAAAGCUUGAAACAGAUGUAUCUUCCAGGUUCUUAUCGAGAAAAUGACUAUGAAAGCAAUGAUGGGUCAAGAGGACCAGUGGAAAAGUCCCUAGGAGAGAGCCAUAGAAAAUGUACACUUCAGAAGAGAGAUAUAAUCAGAGAACUCCAAAAAGGAAAUUAUAUCAUGUAUGCCCUCAGAAGGGUAAAAAGAUUUUUAUUCAUGUACAUGAGAUUACUCAAAUAGAUCAUCAAAUAUACCAGUGCCUUGAACGUGAACAAAAAUUUUGUGAAAACUUAGCACUUAUUAUGUGUGAAAGAAUCCAUACUGGGGAGAAACCUUAUAGAUGUGAUAUGUGUGAGAAAACCUUCGUCCAAAGCUCAGAUCUUAUUUCACACCAGAGGAUCCACAAUUAUGAGAAACCUUACAAAUGUAGCAAAUGUGAGAAGAGCUUUUGGCACCAUUUAGCCCUUUCAGGUCACCAGAGAACCCAUGCAGGUAAAAAGUUCUAUACAUGUGACAUUUGUGGCAAGAAUUUUGGUCAGAGCUCGGAUCUGCUUGUACACCAGCGAAGCCAUACAGGCGAGAAACCGUAUCUGUGUAGUGAGUGUGAUAAGUGUUUCAGUCGCAGUACCAACCUCAUAAGGCACCGAAGAACUCACACAGGUGAGAAACCAUUUAAGUGUUUGGAGUGUGAAAAAGCUUUUAGUGGGAAAUCUGAUCUUAUUAGCCACCAGAGAACUCACACUGGUGAAAGGCCCUACAAAUGUAAUAAGUGUGAGAAAAGUUAUCGACACCGUUCAGCCUUCAUUGUACAUAAAAGAGUCCAUACUGGGGAGAAGCCCUAUAAGUGUGGUGCCUGUGAGAAAUGCUUUGGCCAGAAGUCAGACCUCAUUGUCCACCAGAGAGUCCACACAGGUGAGAAGCCGUAUAAAUGCUUGGAAUGUAUGAGAAGUUUUACUCGGAGUGCCAACCUAAUUAGACACCAGGCCACUCACACUCAUACUUUUAAAUGCCUUGAAUAUGAAAAAAGUUUCAACUGUAGCUCAGACCUUAUAGUACAUCAGAGAAUUCACAUGGAAGAGAAACCACAUCAUCAAUGGUCUACAUGUGAGAGUGGCUUCCUCCUAGGUAUGGACUUUGUUUCCCAACAGAAAAUGAGAACUCAAACAGAGGAGCUAUGUUACAAAUACAGUGUAUGUGAAAAAAGCUUCCACCAGAGCUCUGCCCUUCUUCAACAUCAGACAGUACACAUUGGCGAAAAGCCGUAUGUCUGUAACAUGGGUGAGACAGAUCUUGAGCUCAGCCCACCACAUGCAUCUGAAGUGUCACAGAUAUCUUGACCAGAAAAUAAGUUACACCACCAUGCAUACAUAUAAACACACACAAAAUGCAUUUACAUGCCAUAGAACUCAAUAAGAUGAAGAUCUCUGGUGAAUCUCAGACUUUCCUCAGCUCUCAGACUUCAGUGGGGACCAGAGAACUUGCACUUGUAGGAAGUGUCAGAAAGGCUUUACCUACAGAGCUGUCCUAACAACACCUUAUCAUUAGUCCAGUGAAACUCCAGAAAUACUCUGAGUUUUGGAAAACCAUUAGUCUGAGUUCAAACUUGAUCACUCACAGAAAAAUUCAUACAGGUAGGGAACCCUGAUUGUGUGUGUAUGAGAGAGCUUUCUAGCAGUGCUCAGCCCUCCUCGUAAAAGAAUUCAUACCAGAAAACAAAAUACCUUCAGUGUCAACAGUGCUUCAGACAGUAUGUACAUCUCAUUGGACAUCUGAAAACCCACCCUUAGGACAAAACCCAAUCAAUUUGGAAAAAGCUUCCAACAGAACUCUGACUUUGUUACCCAUCAGAGAAGCCGUAAUGGUGAAAAAUUAUAUAUUUGUCUUGAGUGUGACAAAAACAUUUGUUGGAAAGCCUUACUUGUUUGUACCAAAAGAAAAAAAUCUGAAGACCUUAGAAGUAUCUGAAAGAGAAAAGCUUGUUAAUGAUCAGCUCUUGUGGUGGUACAUCAGGGAACUCUAAUAAGUGGGGGAAAAAUCCAUAUACACUUUGAGUCUGAAAAAAGCUUUGCUAGAAACUCCUGUCUUACUUAAUUGAGCCCCCAAAGAACCUGUUCUCUGGAAAAAUUUGCUCCAGUGAGAUCUAAUUGUGGGUGAGAAAUUAUGUACAUAUUUGUAUGAGAACUGUUCUCAUAGUUGAACCAUGUGAUACAGAUAACUUGAAAUGCAGUCAGUAUGGAAAUAAUUUUUCUUAUACCCAGACACUUGUUCUGGAAGGAGUUAAGGCAGGUCAAAGUAGACCUGAUGGGUUACUCAGGUAAAGAUGCUUUUCUUUUAUCUGAACCACUUAAUGAUUGUUUUACUUUCACUUUUUAAAAUUCAAUCAUCCAGUAAAGGAAGGGACUGGAAUCUUGUGAUAUAAGAUAUGGCAUGUGUUACUGUUGGGGAAAAGGACUAUCGAUUUUGCUUCUUGGUUAUUUCCUUUUUAUUCUUGGCUACAGUAGGAAUAGUGUAUUGAUAAUAACAUGGGACUCUUGCAGGCUGUGAAAAGAAUGAAUGAAAAGCUAGGAGUAGUUAUAAUAGGUCAGAACUAUUCCAAUGGUUUCCCCUUUUAGAAUCAGUCUCAUAAAACAGCAGAAUACUCAGUUGUUUGUUUGUUUUUUUUAUGUAGUAUAGUUUGAGGCCUACUCCCAAAUAUUUUCUUUUCCCUAAGAUGUCUUCCAAGUUAUUAUUGGUACUUGAGAUAUCAAACUAGAGAGAUUUAUUUCUUUGCAACUCAAAAUACAAAUUCCAGGAUAAAGGUUAUAGUGUUCAUAUGCAGACUUUUAUGACUUGAUUUAUCAUCUCUUUCAAUGAUUAGUACCCUCACUUGUCUCCUGUGAAAUAAGGGAAAUUUAACUAUUAGCACAGAGAAAAGAUGCAUAAUACAUUAUUAGUAUCAGAGUAAGACUUUGAGCAUCUUGACUCCAAAGAUGGUGUCCUUUUCAUUCCAUUCUCCUGCUAAUAUUUAUAGCAAAUUAAGCCACAUAAUGACACAUUUUUCAUUUAUUUCAGUUCUGCCAAGAAAAGAGAACAAUACCCUUUAAUCCCAGGGGAAGGAUUGCAGUCACCACAAUAAUAAGGUAUAUAUUUGGCUUGGAAUAAGGAUUCUAAGUGCUAUAAGGGAAAAAAAGUUAGCAGAUUCCCUGGAGUUGUAAGGAUAAGCAUAUGACUCCAAUUUAACAGUGUAAUUAUGGUUUUGAACAUUCUCUAGAAAUUUUGUAAUCUGCGUGUGUAAAUGGUUACUUCUGUUUUUUUUUUUCUUCCCUCAGAUUAAAAGACAUUUUAAAAUACAUUUCGGGUUCCUUUAGCAUAUGUGACUGUAGAUGUGAAUAUAUAUUUUGUUGCUAGUCAGACUCUGAUGGCUUUGAUUUAUCCAACAUAUACCUGAACUCCAGAGAAGAAUUAUUGGUAUUUGGAUUCAUGGAGUUGGCUGCUGCUACCUUAUAUCUGGCUGUGAGCUUUGAUCCUAAUGAUGUCAUGAUCAUAAUAAUCUUAGGGUCAGUGGAUAUAGCUUAUAAUAAUAGUAAAUAAUCUGAUUCUAGGAUUUCUUUUAGAACACAGGUACUGUAAGUUAAUUUGAUAUGUUUCAAUACUUUUUAUAACUAGUUUAUACCAUGAAAAAAUUGCCCAUUGUUAUAAAUACAAGUUGUAUUUUUUUCUUUAGUGAAAAUUCAUGCUUUAUCAUUCAUAUAAGUUAUGACGAUUGUUAUACUUAAAAAGAAUAUUGGGUGUGUGGCAUAUUGGUAAUGAAGAUUAGCCUUAUGGCUGUGUAUUAAUCACUAGAGAGACUUUAAAUAAGGGGACAGUUGCUAUCAUUAGCAGGGCAAUGAUUUGCCCCUUCUUUCAACUAAUUUUACUGAUAAUUGUCUCUAGUCUGUAAAUUAACAAUGAACCAUCCCUCAAAUGGAGAACUUUGGGGAUAUGAAACAGGUCUGAGUGCUUUUUAACCAUGGAAGGAAAGGUAUUGGUAUUACUCAUAUAGCAUAACCUGAGGUUGGAGAGGACCACUUGGGAGCCUGUAACUAAAGCUAGAUGGUAACUUCUGGGAUGGAUGGAGGUUCCCUUGAAGCAGUGCCAACCUAAAUCUACCUCAGGUAAGUAGUUAGAGUAACUUUUUCAAGAUUCCGACCAAAUGAGGUAAAUUGUAUUCAGUUGUACUCCUUAUGCUUUAAUAUUUUUGUUUUCCUUUAAUCCUUAAAUAAACAUUUGUUCUGAAAAGCUCCUUUUUUUUUGUCUCUGUUGUACUGUGAAAAAAUAGCAUUUCCCUAUACCUGCAUUAGAAUAAAGCAGAUGUUCAUGUGA
This is a messenger RNA of Dipodomys spectabilis (banner-tailed kangaroo rat), 4751 nucleotides long. RefSeq names its product zinc finger protein 322 (gene Znf322). Lineage: Eukaryota; Metazoa; Chordata; Mammalia; Rodentia; Heteromyidae. The transcript is spliced from 3 exons. The record is from RefSeq and is a predicted model, not a curated record. Gene Ontology annotation, biological process: regulation of immune system process; negative regulation of transcription by RNA polymerase II; regulation of cytokine production. The coding region runs from base 536 to 1747 and encodes 403 amino acids.